GAUGAAUGCAUGCGUCCAAACUGGAUUUGACCACCCGUUUUUCAAAGACGAUGACUGUAACAUUAUUACAUUAAUAAAUAGUUUGCGUUACGAAUUUUCCUAACUGACUUGUAUAACUACAGUAUUAAAUAAUGUAUUUUGUGACAUUAACUUAGAAAUGAGAUCUAAACAAUAGUGCUGGUUAAACUACGAGGGGAUACGUAUUUACUCACGGCACCCCUUCAUUUCUGUUACUACUCCUGACACUUCCUUGUUCAAAAGUUUCAUUUUGAGGAAGACUUAGCAAAACUUUGACUCUCGCUGCAGUGGAAUUUGUUAUAUUUGUCAAGUUACUGAAGUGCAAAUGCCAUGGAUUUAAUGCUUUUUCCUUACUGACGACCUCGUAUGGCUGCAAUCACGUAAAGCUGGCUAAAAUUGCGCUGAGGCUGUGUAGAAAUGUCCGCGGCUAACGUUAGCGAAGGGAUCCGGGUGAAGUUUCCCCUACACUCCGCUGUUUGGACCAAUGAUUUUAGGCAGCUGGAGGAAAAUAUACGGUUAUCAAAGAGUGACAUUGAGGCAGUAGAUCCCAGAGGGCGGACUCCUUUGCAUUUGGCUGUAUCACUUGGUCAUCUGGAAUCUGUUAGAGUCCUUCUGAGAAAUGGUGCACAAGUAACAAAAGAAAAUGCCAAAAACUGGACUGUUUUGCAGGAGGCAGUUAGUACAGGAGAUCCAGAAAUGGUUCAGCUUGUGCUUCAACGCAGAGACUACCUCAAAGCCUCCACUGCUCUUGGGGGAGUGCCUGAGCUGCUGUCAAAGAUAAGAGAGUCCCCAGAUUUUUAUAUGGAAAUGAAGUGGGAGUUCACAAGUUGGAUCCCUCUUGUAUCCCGGGUUUGUCCAAGCGAUGUUUGUCGCAUUUGGAAAAGUGGCUCAAACCUGCGGGUUGAUGCUACACUGCUCGGGUUUGAGAAUAUGACUUGGAUCCGAGGGAAGCGAAGCUACAUCUUUAGAGGAGAUGAUUCACAUGCAGAGUUGAUGGAAGUAAACCAUGAUGAUAAAGUGGUGGACACAGAACGCUUCAACAUUUCUCAAGAAAUGGAGGAUGUGACUUUAGAGUCUAUGCAGCCAGCUGAACAGGAAAUUGCCAAAAGACUGACUACUCCUAUUGUUAACACAUACCUGGAUACCAAGGAUAUUGCUUUUGAGAGGCAUGUUUUACAUUUUAAAAUUUCAAACCCCUUUCACAAAUGUAUGAUGCGUUCAGAGAUCAUAAUGUUUUUUUUGUUCCUACACAGGACUAAGUCUGGUAUUUGGGGAUGGAGAACUGAGAGAAAUGAAGUUGUCAAUGGGUUUGAAGCCAAAGUUUUUAGCGUAAACAAUGUCAAUGUGGUAAUCAGAACAAGGACAGAACAUCUUACGGAUGAGGAGAAAUCUCGUAUUAAAAGUGAAAGAAAUGUUCUAGAAUCUCUCUUGGGCACUGUGGAGCUGUACAAUACGGCACAGGGGGACCUUACUCUAGAGUAUGCUACUGCAAACAACCCUACUGCCAUCACCCCUGAGGAGUAUUUUAACCCAGAGUUUGAUUUAGAAAACAGAGAUAUUGGUCGACCUAUUGAACUUAGCAUUCGAACUCAAAAAUUCAAAGGCACUUUGUGGAUGAGUGAAGAGCACCCGCUGUCACUGGUGGAGCAGGUGACCCCAAUUAUUGACCUCAUGGCUCGGACAAGUUCACAUUUUGCCAGGUUACGGGACUUUGUCACGCUGAAAUUUCCUCCUGGUUUUCCUGUUAAAAUUGAGAUCCCACUAUUUCAUGUACUAAAUGCCAGGAUUACCUUUGGUAAUGUAAAUAAAUGCAGUACAGAGGAGGAAGCAACACCAACUCCAGCAGGAACCCCAACAGGAGAUUCUGAAGCAUUGGUUGCAUUUCAGGUAAAUGCAAGUGUGUUUGAGGUUCCUACGCACUAUCAUCGCCGCGGGGGCAGCAGACACACGCCAGUGUCCAACAACGAUGAAGAACUUCUGCAGUAUGCAAUCCACCAGAGUCUCCUGGAGUCACAGGGAAUUUCUGACCAGGAAGGAAAUUGGCAGGAUGUUGAUGGUGGAUUUAAUGAUGUAAUGCCUAGAAGUCGCAGUGUUAGGAGCAUUCCAGAGGGGGCACUAGUGGACCUUGAGGAUGCAUCUAGUCCUGCCAGUUCUUUUACUACCCUGAGUCCAGACUCAGACUUGCGCCUGGCUAUGGAGCUGUCUGCUCAGGCUCAGGAGGAAGAGGAGCGGCUCAGGCAGCAAGAGGAGCAGGAGCUGGAGAGGAUACUUCAGCUCUCACUUACUGACAAGUAACAAGGGAAUAUGAGGGAUUUCAAAGGGUACGACAGACUAACAAAUCAUAUUAAACAUGUAGUUUGUAAUAGAUGCAACCAUUGCACCUCAUUUUAUCCUUAACCUGUGCAGCCAUCUAUGCAAUUACAAAUUUGUUUCAUAUCGCUUUUUUAUUUUUUGCAUUAGCAAACUUUCUGAUUCAGACAAUACUAUUGUUAGCUGUUCUUUAUGCUUUAUACACUAGUUUUCAUCUUAAAGGUUCGACUGGCUCUUAGUUAUGUUGUUCUGUUGUUUUUAUAUUUAAUUAUUUGCAAUUACUGAUUACAAUUUAAGGCUCAUUGUUUAUCCAUACUGCAUCCUAUACAAAGUAUUUCUUAAGAUCUCUAUGUUACUUUUCACCGUUAUGGGAUUAAUAUUUUUAUGCAUUGUGUACAACAAAGGUUGAGUGAUUGGCACUCAACAAAACUGAAGUCUCAGGGUUCAUUAGCUCUUAACAUAGAGCUUGCAGUCACUUGCUAAAUGAUUCUGUGGUAUUGCUCAUAAUAACCUUGAGUCCUUAACUAUAAACAGCAAGUAUCCAGUGCUUUUUGAAUGUACCCUCUUCUCUUGGGAAAUUGAAAGCAUGUUGCUGUAAUCAGCUGCUGAUUAUGUUUUCAAAAAGGGUUUGACUUUCCUUACCUUUUUCACAUACCAUCUUCUUUCUUCAUAAUGACCCAGUGUCCAUAUAUAAAAUGUUAAUCAGUAACAUUUUGGCAGCAAAUCUAUAACAGUUCAAAAUGGAACCAUUUUAGGUUUUGGGUUUUUAAAGCUGUGAUGCAGUACAGUGUUUCUCGCAGAAAAUUGGUUAGUCAAGGCGGUGAUGGGGCGAGAGGUGGCAGAGAUACUGUGCAGGCGAAAGUGAGGACUGUCCUCCAAACCACCAAACCACAUGAAUCCUCGCAUGGUUCAGAGGGACAUAGUCAAGGCGGGGGGCAAAUGUUGUCAAGGUGACAGCCCUAACUAUAAAGCACUGCGGGAAACACUGCAACACAUUUGUAGUGGCAGAUAUUACUCUGUAUGUUUAGCCAUAGUUUUCACUUGUAAACAGCUGUGGGCCUCUGGACAGAAAGCAUUGUCCAACUUAAGCCAUAUGUCCUCAUGUGCCAUUAACACAUUUAAAAUGUAUCAAGCCAAGGCCAUAUCCCUCAAGGUAAAUUUUAUAACCAUUUAGGAAGCAUUUCUAAAAUGAGAAUUUAUAACUACAUUGCCAUGACAUUUGUGCUGAUGGUGCUGAUUAUUAACCACUUGUACUGAUUCCACAAAACCAUUUUGUGCAUUGUUGGGUUAAGGAAAUUAUAGAAAUCUGUGGAAACAAGCAAAUUGCCAAACUGCUUAACUAGCAGCCUAACAAAAACAAUGUACAGGGCUGCAUAAUGUUUUACUUUGUGAUUUUAAGAGCUGUUUUAAAAUAUUUCUAAAAUAAAAGCACUUUAUUUAUAUGUUA
Messenger RNA from Boleophthalmus pectinirostris (great blue-spotted mudskipper), 3775 nucleotides. It is a transcript of the gene ankrd13a, whose product is annotated as ankyrin repeat domain 13A. The record is from RefSeq and is a predicted model, not a curated record. Gene Ontology annotation, cellular component: cytoplasm. The transcript is spliced from 14 exons. Bases 436 to 2313 code for a protein of 625 amino acids. NCBI's taxonomy places the organism in Eukaryota, Metazoa, Chordata, Actinopteri, Gobiiformes, Gobiidae. Gene Ontology annotation, molecular function: protein binding.